AUCGCUGCCAUCGAAGAGAACAAAACCAAACAAAGCACUAAAAUUACAAUUUGCGAUAAACUUCCCAUUCAAGUGAACCCUAAACCUGUGCCCAUGGAAUGGGUCGCGCCCUCCAAAGCCAUCGAGAAUAUUAUGGAACAAAUCGCUGAUAUGUGGAGCCGAGAGAAGCCAAAGGCUUCGCCCGAUGUGUCGACGCCUAUAAAUAAAAUGAAGAAAUCUGUCUCAAAAAUAUUGAUUUCUCAAAACUCGCCAUUCCUUCGGACGCCAAUCGCUGAUAAUAAAAGCGGCAAAAAAGGCAAACAGUUAUCCAAAACAGUUUAUCCUACGCCUAAAGCCAUUGAAUUGAACGACAGGAGUGCCGCCAAACACAAGUCUAAAGCGAAUGUCGAGCCCUCGACGCGAACCAGAAGUGCUUUAAAAGGAGCGAAACAAACGAAUCAAAUGAAUUCAACGCAAAACGAAUUACUUUUAGUCCUCGAAACGCCUCAAAUCAAACACAAAUCGUUGUCCAAUAAAAGCAAAACUAAUUUAGACGUGAGUUCUGUGGGAAACUAUUUCACUCCGACGUCAAUACUUAAAGUCAAACAAUUGAUGAGACGAUCUGUGAGUCCAUCGCUCACAUCGCCAUCCAUUUCGACUAAAAGUACUCCGAAUAAGACAUUAGAGUCGACUACACUUCAGCAGAGACUCCGGUUUUCAGGAAUUCCUGAAAAUUCUUUCACUGAAGACAGCGUUGAAAACGCAAGAUUAGCGACAGUUAAGGACACGUUUCUAUUGAAGUCAUUGAAAACUACUUGCGAACCAAUCGAAGACUUGGAUGAAUCGGUUCCAAUGGAUGUCACAAAUCAAACCAAUCUCAUUGAAUUUGAUACCACUUUGACUGAAACCAAUGUUAAAUCUGGUGUAGAGACACCAGAAAUGAGAUGUGGUUUAGAUAUCCAGCAAAUGAGAUCUGGUUAUGUCUUCUCUCCCCCACAGACCCGCUCUUCAGCUAAAAAAAUACAACAAAAGAAAGAAUAUAAAAGUGUUGAAAUUGAGAUGUUAUCGGAAACGGGAGAUAAGCCUGAGUUUGCAUUCUCUGCAUUAGAGGAACAGAAAAAGCCGGCAAAACAGAAGAAGAAUAAACCCAAGAAAGAUAAACAGAAAAAAGAGAUACCAAUUGAAUCGGUGGAAAUGGUAGUCGAAGCGGAAGAGUCACUUCCAGCAACUUCUCAAGAGUUAACUAUUGAAUCGCUGGUUAGAGAGACUCCGAGUCGAUCGCCAACACCCGCCUCGUAUGUGGAGGACUCGGACGGGAAGAGUGAUGUAUCGCAGGUGUCAUCCAGUAAGGCGUCCACACGUUCUUCGCGUUCAUCGAGAACUCCAACCAAAAAAACGGUUAAGAAAGGAUCGGUAGAAACGCCAACCCAUUCAAUGAGACUCAGAAGAAGCACUUCUAAACCAACCAAAUAAUAAUAAUUACAACAAUUGAAAUGUUUUCUAAUGAAAAUCCCUUACAAUUAUCACUUGUAUUGUUUCGCUUCUAUUAUAACACGUUUUAGUUUAGAUAAUGAUUUAAAAUUGUC
Molecule: messenger RNA, 1565 nt
Organism: Medioppia subpectinata
Lineage: Eukaryota; Metazoa; Arthropoda; Arachnida; Sarcoptiformes; Oppiidae
Source: the annotation of a GenBank genome assembly